UGGUUCUCUUUCCCAGAACAAGAAAGUAAUUUGGCUGCAGCAUUUGGGACUCCCUGGAGUCUAGAGAGUAGAGAUUUCAAGAGGCCAUGGGAAGAGAGAAUUUCCAAAAUUCCAGAAUGCUUGGACAUGAUCAAAGCUGACAGCCUCCUGCCUGUGGAAAAAAUGCAGAAAAAUGAGUACAAAAUCCGUCUACUGUGUAAAUUCUGUGAUGUUAAGCAGACAACUUGCACGCACCAAGGUCACUGCAAUAGCAACUGCAGCAUCACUUCCAUCUGUGAGAAUGAUGAUGAAAUCUGUGUAGCAGUGUGGAGACAGAAUGAUUCAAACACAACUUUAGAAACAAUAUGUCACAAUCCUGCUCUGCCACUCUCUGGACACAAAUUGGAGGACUCUGAAUCAAAAACCUGUGUGAUGAAAGAGAAGAAAGCAGCAGGGGGACUGAUGUUCAUGUGCUCCUGCAAAGAGGACGAAUGCAAUGAUGAUAUUAUUUUUUCAGAAGUAAGUCCCCCAGAGACCGAAGAGACAGGAGAGACUGUUAAAGUGAUGCUAGUAAGUCUCGCCCCGUUACUCAUGAUCACCCUUGCUGUGAUCAUUAUCUUUUAUGGCUACCGUAUUCAUAGGAGAAGGAAGCUCAACAAGGCAUGGGAGAAGAAUGUAAAGCCCAGGAAACAUAAGGACUGCAGCGAUGUUUGUGCCAUUAUGAUAGAUGAUGACCGCUCGGACAUCAGCUCCACCUGUGCCAACAACAUCAACCACAACACCGAACUGCUACCCAUCGAGCUAGACACCCUCGUGGGCAAGGGCAGAUUUGCUGAAGUCUACAAGGCCAAGCUGAAGCAAAAUACAUCUGAGCAGUUUGAAACCGUGGCUGUCAAGAUCUUCCCCUAUGAGGAGUAUGCAUCCUGGAAGACCGAGAAAGACAUUUUUUCAGAUAUAAACCUCAAGCAUGAGAACAUCCUUCAGUUCCUGACAGCAGAGGAACGCAAGACAGAGCUAGGGAAACAAUACUGGUUGAUCACUGCCUUCCAUGCGAGAGGGAACUUGCAGGAAUACCUUACGCGGCACAUAAUCAGCUGGGAGGACCUGUGGAAGCUAGGUGGGUCUUUGGCCCGCGGGAUUGCCCACCUGCAUAGUGACCACACACCUUGCGGUCGACCCAAAACACCCAUUGUGCACAGAGACCUAAAGAGCUCCAAUAUCCUAGUGAAAAAUGAUUUAACCUGCUGCCUCUGUGACUUUGGGUUAUCCCUGAGGCUUGAUCCUACUCUGUCUGUGGACGACCUGGCAAACAGUGGGCAGGUUGGCACUGCAAGAUACAUGGCUCCUGAAGUCCUGGAAUCCAGGAUGAACUUGGAGAACGUUGAAUCUUUCAAGCAAACGGAUGUGUACUCUAUGGCUUUGGUCCUAUGGGAAAUGACAUCUCGUUGUAAUGGUGUUGGAGAAGUGAAGGACUAUGAGCCCCCAUUUGGCUCUAAAGUUCGAGAGCACCCUUGCGUUGAGAGCAUGAAGGACAAUGUCUUGAGAGACAGAGGGCGUCCUGAGAUCCCUAGCUCCUGGCUCAACCAUCAGGGUAUCCAGAUGGUGUGUGAGACUCUGAUUGAGUGUUGGGAUCAUGACCCCGAAGCCCGGCUCACUGCGCAGUGCGUGGCUGAGCGUUUCAACGAGCUGGAGCACCAGGACAAACUCUCAGGAAGAAGUUGUUCAGAGGAAAAAAUCCCGGAAGACUGCUCUGUGAGCACCACCAAGUAGCGACCAGCUCCAGCUUGCAUCAAGGAAGGAGGAGAUUGCUCCUGAAUUCUUACAGCUUGGGAAAAGCAAGUGGUCCUGAUCAGUGUCUGGACUUGCUUCCUACAGUACUGAGGAUCUGACUGCUCCGUUUAAAUGGUGUCUCCAGAGGGGGACAAGAAUUUGUGGGAACCAAAAAUAGGGAGUUGGUGUCAAACCGUGGCUGCCUUUCAUGUUGUCAAAGGCUAAGCUGUGUUAGCACUUCCUCAGGAAACAAAAUUUGACAAUAGCCAAUAAUAUUUGCACUUUAUUAAUACCUGUAUAUAACUACAGAAUAGCUAUUUU
Pelodiscus sinensis (Chinese soft-shelled turtle) is the source of this 2070-nucleotide messenger RNA. NCBI's taxonomy places the organism in Eukaryota, Metazoa, Chordata, Testudines, Trionychidae. The record is from RefSeq and is a predicted model, not a curated record.